Messenger RNA from Scylla paramamosain (green mud crab), 1699 nucleotides. RefSeq lists its product as uncharacterized. NCBI's taxonomy places the organism in Eukaryota, Metazoa, Arthropoda, Malacostraca, Decapoda, Portunidae. The coding region runs from base 1 to 792 and encodes 263 amino acids. The record is from RefSeq and is a predicted model, not a curated record. The transcript is spliced from 5 exons.
AUGCACGUGGCGGCAACAGUGUGCGUGUGGGCGUGCGUAUGGGCGGUGGCGGCGGGCGACAUCUGUGACAGGCGGGACAGGAGGACAGAGCGGCGCUGGAAGGGAGACAUAGGAGACCUGAACACCGCGCCAGGAGGACCGCGAGACCGUCUGCAGCUCCACCACCGCGUGCGUCGCUUCCUCAGCUUCCCCACCGGCUCAGUGCUCACCGUCACGCCCAAGCUGACCAUUCCCUUCGUGGACGAGUUGGAUGGAUAUAUCACGGGGGCGCAGCUGUACGCAUUCCCCAUCGACCUGCAGCUGCCUAACGGUACGCUGAGGCUGAGGACGAACUACGAGUACGAGUAUGACGAGGAGCAGGAGGAGUACUCGUACAUGCCCAUGAGCCAGAGCACCUACAGUAGCUACGCCACCCACAGCCGCUACGCACGCGCCAUCGACCACCAGAGGGCAGCCGGCUUCAACUUCCUGCAGGAACUCAUGGACGCGGCGGGCGUGGAGGGGCGGCAAUGCGUGCUGCGGGCGGUGUGCGAGGUGGCGGAGAGGCCCGUGGAGCACCUGGGCCUUACCGGGGAGCUCAUUAACCUGUUCUUCAGCGCUGGGUAUGGAGCGGGGUCACCGGAAGUGCGGGAGUACGUGGCGGCAGAGGAGGCGGGGCGGCAGCAGGGGGACUGUGAGAGCCUGUUCCCUGCCUGCCCCUACCAUCUGGCCAGCAUGGCGCAGUCUGCCCUAGCUUACUUCCACCAAGGCUUGGCCACGGCCGGCGACGCUCCCGUCAACCUGUUUACGUAGACCCGCUAGUUUUAACAGGCAGAUGUGGUGACGCCUCCGUGCUGGUGAAACCCGUAUUCUGAAACCCUUUGCUCUCUCACCACGACUAUUUUCAAAGGCCACAGAUGAUAAGCGAUUUCUGAAGAGUGUUUCUCCUAUUCUCCUAUUAAAUCUUGUUAAUAUCUCUAGAACUUUAAAAAAUCCGUGUCACUUCAACUGGAGCCUUUUGAAAGUAGUCGGGGUGCGAGCAGAAUCAUAUCAGUAUGUGGUCCUGAGACUGGCGGUGCAGCUCAGCGCGCCUCAACAACACAACCUGAGUGUCGAGGAACCAUCACCUUAGUUACUCCACACCUCGACAACAGUGCGGAAGCUGAGGCAUUAUAUGAGUUAUCCCUUGAAAAAAAAAGAGAGAAAAAAAAGUUAAAUAAACAGCUAACCAAUAAAAAAAAAAAAAAAAACAAUAAGAAGUAGAAGCUGAACCAAAGGGAUUUCUUACAAAAAAUCUCUCUCUCUCUCUCUCUCUCUCUCUCUCUCUCUCUCUCUCUCUCUCUCUCUCUCUCUCUCUCUCUGUUAUAUUUAUUUCCUUAUGCAUUUAUUCAUCGAUUUAUUCAUUUGCAUAUUUAUUUAGGCAUGUAGUUAGUUGGUUAGUUAGUUAUGUAUUUAUUUGUAUUUGUUUAUUUCUUAGUGUAAUUAGUCUGGUAAUUAGUUUCAUUGUUAAGCUCCGUCCAUGUCAUUCCGUACAGGUAGUAGUAGUAGCAGUAGUAGUAGUAAUAGUAGUAGUAGUAGUAGUAGUAGUAGUAGCAGCAACAGCAGAAACAGCAGCAGCAGCAGCAGCAGUAGUAGUAGUAGUAGUAGUAGUAGUAGUAGUAGUAGUAGUAGUAGUAGUAGUAGUCAAUCAACUUUGUCAAUAAAGUGAUGAAAAAAUAUG